This is a messenger RNA of Brassica rapa (field mustard), 1266 nucleotides long. Its product is annotated as scarecrow-like protein 5. Lineage: Eukaryota; Viridiplantae; Streptophyta; Magnoliopsida; Brassicales; Brassicaceae. The record is from RefSeq and is a predicted model, not a curated record.
UGACGCCAAAAACGUUCAGAAAUGGUCUCUGUCUCUGGAGAGCCUGUUCAGCGCUUAGGAGCGUAUAUGCUCGAAGGUCUCGUCGCUAGGCUAGCUUCUUCUGGUAGCUCAAUCUACAAAGCUUUGAGAUGCAAAGACCCAACAGGUCCUGAGCUUCUUACCUACAUGCACAUCUUGUACGAGGCUUGUCCUUACUUCAAGUUCGGUUACGAAUCUGCUAACGGAGCUAUAGCUGAAGCUGUGAAGAACGAGAGCUUUGUGCAUAUUAUAGAUUUUCAAAUCUCACAGGGAGGUCAGUGGGUGAGUUUGAUCCGUGCUCUCGGUGCUCGUCCUGGUGGACCUCCGAGGGUGAGGAUCACGGGGAUUGAUGAUCCUAGAUCAUCGUUUGCUAGACAAGGAGGGCUUGAGUUAGUUGGACAGAGGCUAGGGAAGCUCGCUGAGAUGUGCGGUGUGCCGUUUGAGUUCCACGGAGCUGCCUUGUGCUGCACGGAAGUUGAGAUAGAGAAGCUUGGAGUUAGAAACGGUGAGGCCUUAGCGGUUAACUUCCCUCUUGUGCUUCACCACAUGCCUGAUGAGAGUGUGACCGUGGAGAAUCACAGAGACAGGCUGCUGAGGCUUGUCAAGCGUUUGUCUCCCAACGUGGUGACUUUGGUUGAGCAAGAAGCGAACACAAACACGGCGCCGUUUCUUCCCCGGUUUGUGGAGACCAUGAACCAUUACCUGGCGGUUUUUGAGUCCAUAGAUGUGAAGCUCGCUAGGGACCACAAGGAGAGGAUCAAUGUGGAGCAGCAUUGCUUGGCUAGGGAGGUUGUGAAUCUGAUAGGUUGUGAAGGGGUUGAAAGAGAGGAGAGGCAUGAGCCUUUGGGGAAGUGGAGGUCGAGGUUUCACAUGGCGGGUUUCAAGCCUUAUCCGUUGAGCUCUUAUGCGAAUGCAACGAUCAAAGGGUUGCUUGAGAGUUACUCGGAGAAGUAUACACUUGAAGAGAGGGAUGGAGCAUUGUAUUUAGGGUGGAAGAAUCAGCCUCUUAUCACUUCUUGUGCUUGGAGGUAACUUUGCUUGAUCUGCAAGAGGAGUUUAGAUAAUGUUUACAGUUCGUUGAUUCUGUUUUGUAAAAGUAAAAGAAACUUAUGAACCGAAGAAACAUUUGUCAAAUGUUGUAAUAGUAGUAGUAGUAGUAAGGUUGGUGUUGGUGUUUAAAUAUUAUGUUUUUAUUUUCACAAGAAACCUAUGAUUUGACAAAACUUUAUAGCACUCUGUUAUGUUUUA